This is a messenger RNA of Corylus avellana, 1452 nucleotides long. RefSeq lists its product as uncharacterized. The record is from RefSeq and is a predicted model, not a curated record. Lineage: Eukaryota; Viridiplantae; Streptophyta; Magnoliopsida; Fagales; Betulaceae. Gene Ontology annotation, cellular component: CCR4-NOT complex. Gene Ontology annotation, molecular function: ubiquitin-protein transferase activity. Gene Ontology annotation, biological process: protein ubiquitination.
GGCGUCGAAGAAAUAGGGAGUGACAGAGAGAGAGAACGCAGAAACAGGGGCUUUCGUAAUAUCCACUCCCUCCCUAUCCUCUUUCUCUCUGGGAUUUUGAAUUUAGGGCUUUUGGCAAUCCGUUUCAUCGUUCUUCUUCCUCUUCGUCCACGAACUCUAUGGGUUCCGAAUCGGUCUCCGUUGCUGUCCCCAGAGACCACUGCAAGAAAAACAGGACGAACAAGAAACUGAAGCAGAGCAAGCUCGAUGUUCGACGCGAGCAAUGGCUUUCUCAAGUCAAAAACAAGGGAUGCAAGGUGGAUUCAAAUGGGAGGGGUGAGUCUCCCCCAUCACACACGCAAAUAGCCAAUUUGCAGAGUGGAUCAGUGGAAACUUUGGAAAUGAGGUCAAGAGGAGAGGAUAAUGAGGGGCAGGGCUCCAGUAUCCAUAACAGUGAGUUGGAGUCCCUGAUGGACAUCCCAAUUGGAAGCAAUUUGGAUCACAAUGAUUCAAGGAAGGGUCUUAGUGGGAGCAGCAGCAGCAGUAGCACGAGCAGUGGUUGCUCUGGAAGUUUCAGCGAGGAAGAAGAGGAUGAUGGGUGCCUGGAUGACUGGGAGGCGGUUGCAGAUGCUUUGAAUGCAGAGGACAAUCAGCAUAACCCAAUUUCAGAGGCCCCUGACGAACCUGAAACUAGGCUUGAAUCUUGUAAUACUGGAGAAUCUGACAGUAAUCCUGGAGUGGGCUUUUUGGAUACAGAGAGCAGGAAAGUCAAAGUGGUACCUGAAUCACGUGUGAAUUGUCGGGCAUGGAGACCUGACGAUGCUUUCCGUCCUCCGACUCUGCCGACUCUCGCCAAGCAGCACAGUUGUCCAGUGAAGUCAGAAUGGCAUUGUGGCCGCGGAGCCAUCACGUGGGCAUGGCAAAGCAUCAUGUCCCACCAGCCUUCUUCGUGUCCUAUCUGCUAUGAGGAUUUAGAUGUUACAGACUCCAGCUUUCUACCAUGUUCAUGUGGAUUCCGGCUUUGCCUUUUCUGUCACAAAAGAAUUAUGGAGGCAGAUGGGCGAUGCCCAGGCUGCAGAAAGCAGUAUGAUCAUAUAAAUGUUGAUAUGUGCUUCAGUGAAGGGGUCACUCCUUUCCGAGUUUCUUGUUCUCGCAGCAUGAGCACUAGGUCUUAGAAAGGUGGUUUCUACUCUUUGAGAUGCCAUGUAUAUGCUCUCCCUCUCUCUCUCUCUCUCUCUCUCUCUCAUGUGGUAGUCAUGGUCUUUUGAUUCUAGAACUUCAGUUUCCAUUGAGGAAGACGUGAGUAAUUGAUAGGGUUUCGAAACAUUCCAAGCACUGAAAUGGACUUUAUGAGUCAUUCACUCUUGUAUGCUGUUUUGCGCAUGUAGAUGUCAGAAACAUAAGCGAUUACGUUAAUACAUGAGGUGCUAUAGACUUUGAGAAUAUAAAACGAAGUACAGUUAUUUUGCUUCA